Molecule: messenger RNA, 407 nt
Organism: Musca domestica (house fly)
Lineage: Eukaryota; Metazoa; Arthropoda; Insecta; Diptera; Muscidae
Exons: 3
Coding region: 65-379 (104 amino acids)
Source: RefSeq, a predicted model, not a curated record
UAACGCAUUUUCAUUUAAUUAAGACUCCACCUCUCUUCCAAAAAAUAUAUCAGUUUCCAGCAGAAUGUGUAAGCAGCAAUACCUAAUUUUCGUGCUCCUGGCUUUGGUUGCAUUGGCGGCCAGUCAGGGUUUCCGUAGCUUUGGAAAUAGAAAACAUCCCACUCUCGACGAUCACUGCUACUGGGAUCAGCAUAAGCUGACAAUAAAAGUCAAUGAGACACUGCAUCCAACAGUUCGUUAUGAAUGCUUCAAAGUAUUCUGUCGCGAGGAUUAUGUUAUCGAUGUGACCUACUGUCCCAGAGGUAUGCCCACAUGCGGUGUGGUGGAUGUUACUCAACCCUUCCCGCGUUGCUGCACCAACUGUGAUUAUCAAUUUUAGACAAACGAAAUAAAAGGAGAUCAAACAA